Molecule: messenger RNA, 2359 nt
Organism: Maylandia zebra (zebra mbuna)
Lineage: Eukaryota; Metazoa; Chordata; Actinopteri; Cichliformes; Cichlidae
Source: RefSeq, a predicted model, not a curated record
ACAGGCUUGUGAUCCAAGGGAGCCAUCAACUGGACAAUUACUGACAUGACAACAAAAAAGCUAAGUACAGAGGGGGGAACAGAGGUGAAAAUACUUGCUUUAAAGGAUUGUAAUGUUUCCUUUUAAAAUAAGUCUCUAAGGUCAGACAAAGGGACAGAAACUCAUAGCUUUCUACCAGCCCAAUGACAAAACUAUAAGUUGUUUUUUAACAUCUACUUUUUCAUCUAUUUGGCAGUCACAGUGAAAAGUAUAAACAUUGGCACGCUUUGUCUUGUGAUUCUGCUGUUCGUAAAAAAUGACCAUGCGCAAAGUACCAGACUUUAAGGCUUUGACUUGAUGCCAAUGGCCUGAGGAGGACAGUAUUACCCUUGGACAUGUGUAGUCUGCCGUCUACUCAAUAGAAGAAGAAGAAGCGCGGAAAUGGCACAACUGUCUUCAGUUUCUGGGAGAGUUUAACAAUGAGAGACUGAUGAUGCAGAAGAAAUCUCCGUGGUUAAAAACAUUAAAAACAGUCGUCCAGGAUGAUGAGAUCCGCCACUGGCUCAGACUGCUGUAUAUCAGCCGGAGACCCGAGAUGAAGUCACGCAGCAGUCCCACAUCAACAUGAAGUGUAAGGAGGAGGAAGAUCUGGCUGGCCAGCAGGUCUGGAAGCAGGAGAGGAACUUCAAUCUGGACCAGGAGGACACAGAUCCCCCACAGAUCAAAGAGGAACAGGAGGAACUCUGCAUCAGUCAAGAGGGAGAACAGCUUGUAGUGAAACACGAGGAUGAAGGCAUCGUCGUCUGGAGCGGGGAAGAGCGGCUCAGACAGCUGCAUAACAUCUGGAAACCUGAGAAAGAUUUACAGACCAGCGACCUCCACCAGCAAACUGCCUGUAAGGAGGAGGAGUUUGUCGCCAAUCAGCAGGAGAGGAACUCAAGUCUGGACCAGGAGGACCCAGAUCCUCCACAGAUUAAAGAGGAACAGGAGGAACUCUGCACCAGUCAGGAGCUGGAGGAGAUUGUACUGAAGCAGGAGAUCAAUAGUUUUAUGGUGACUUCUAGUUUUGAGGAAAGUGACCUCAGUGAAUCAGAACCAAACGAUGACCAGCUCCUUGCUCUUAACUUUCCUGAACCAGAGCUUGAGGAACAGGAAGAAAACCAGCAUGUGGACUCGGGAUCAACUAGAAAUGCGGAGCUGAAGAAAAGGAGACGUCACAAAAACCGAACAGAUAAGUCUCGGAGUGAAACUGAUACAAGUAAAAAAUCUGUAAGCUGUGACACUUGUGGAAAAACUUUUCAGUGUAAAUCCAACCUGACGAGACACAUGAGAGUUCACACAAGUGAGAAGCCACAUUCUUGUAGCACCUGUGGGAAAAGAUUCAUUUGGAAAUCAGGAUUGGAAACUCACGUAAGGAUCCACACAGGUGAGAAGCCGUAUUUUUGCAUCACCUGUGGGAAAAGAUUUAAUAAGAAAUCCGGAUUUGAAAGUCACGUGAGAAUCCACACAGGCGAGAAGCCGUAUUUCUGUAGCACAUGUGGGAAAAGAUUUGGUAAGAAAUCAGGACUAGAAACUCAUUUGAGAAUCCACACCGGUGAGAAAGCGUAUUCUUGCAACGUCUGUAGGAAAGAGUUUAGAGACUUGUCGACUAUGAAAAGUCACAGAAGGAUCCACACAGGUGAGAAACCAUAUAUUUGUAGCUCCUGUGGGGAAAGAUUCAGUUGGAAAUCAGGACUGAAUUUUCAUCUAAGGAUCCACCUGAGUGACAAACCAAAUCACUGCAGCACCCGAGGUAGAAAAUGACCUCAUGCUCCAAGUCACGGUACAUUUCCUGUCCACAGCAGUGAAGGGCACUCUAUGUUGUUUGUUCCAGCCCUGACUUUAUGUUUCUCUAAGUUUGAUAUUUUUUUAUUGGUCUUUAAAGGUGACACAAAUAUUUAUUGAACAUGGAUGCUCUUUUAAUAUUUACCACAGAAACUUGUAUUUCUUCUUCAGUAUAGAAGAAAACAAACAUGAAAAUGAGUUUUUCAUCACUUGUUCCUUGUAACAACCAUGAUGUGAUUCCUUUUUAUCAGCCAAUAAAUAAGUUUUGAUACACAGGACUAAAGAUUUAAAAAAAGUUCAAGACAAGUAUACAAUUUUUAUUUAAAUAUGUUUUCUUUGUGAUUUAUGUUAAUGAAGGUUAUACUUCAGCAUGGCUUUGACCUGGUUGUCCUGGUUCUUCUUAGCAACAUGUUGCAAGAUUUGAUUAAAAUGUUUGUGACUAAUUUUGUGUAUUGUGUAAUCCCUGCUAAAUAAAAGCAGUUAAAUGUGCUAUAUUGGCUCAUGAUAAGUGUUUAUAUCAUUUUGCCUAAAUGCAAGUAAACUCAAUGUUUGCCAA